Peronospora farinosa is the source of this 705-nucleotide messenger RNA. The record is from the annotation of a GenBank genome assembly. NCBI's taxonomy places the organism in Eukaryota, Oomycota, Peronosporomycetes, Peronosporales, Peronosporaceae.
AUGGAGUCCCCGCCCGAGACUAUGAGUGUGGUGGCCUCAGAGCACACCCUCGAGGUUUCAGACUUGUUACCGACAAAUAUGGUCACGGACACGGCUCUGGCUUCUCUCCCGAUACCUGAAAUGACUUCAAUGGAAUCGACGGAAUUGCCCCAAGAAACUCCCACAAAUGUGCUAGAAAUGUCGUUCGUGUCACCGAUAAUGGCCAUGGAAAUGGAAAUCAAAUGUCCGGAAGAAGUCAAAAGUGAAGAAGUAUCAGGUGAAGAAGUAAAAGGUGAAGAGGUAUCAGAUGAUGCACUCAAAGUGAAACGAAAAAACUUGACAGAUCAACAGCGGAUGACAAUUGUCCACUAUUUGCUUGCGAAUAGCGCAGCAGGACGUCUAAAGCACGGAGACAUGAAAACUGCUGCGACUCACUUUGGAGUACAUCGUGCUACAAUUCGACGGCUAUGGAAACUGCAUAUGGCUUCUAGUGUGACGGACGGUCUAGCCGGGAAUGUCGCCAGUCGGAUUAAAGGGCAUUCGGGGAGGAAGCCAAAGAUACCGGACGAAGAGCUAAAAGCUCGCAUUGCUGCGAUACCAGUGGAGCGUCGGAUGACAGGAAGGGGACUUUCCACAGCUUUGCAAGUAAGCAAUAGUGUCGUCGUACGUCUGAUUAAGAGUGGAAAACUACGACGUCACCCGAAAAAGUUGCACUACAUUAUGUAA